Molecule: messenger RNA, 300 nt
Organism: Echinostoma caproni
Lineage: Eukaryota; Metazoa; Platyhelminthes; Trematoda; Plagiorchiida; Echinostomatidae
Source: the annotation of a GenBank genome assembly
GCCACUAAUGUAAAAGUUAACGAGGUAGAUUUCGAUCCAUCCUAUGUUGCACGCCUUAUUCCAAAAGUGGAAUGGAAGGUGGUGAAGACAGUUGCCGAUCAGCUUGGUGAAAUGCACAUACCUCGACUCCCCGAAGAAGUUCCCUCCGAUUAUUCCGAAAACGUUCAGUUUCUGAAGUUGGCACACCGUGCACUUCUUGAAGUGGACGUUGUCGAAGGUACCCUUAUAUGUCCAGAAACCGGUCGUGAAUUUCCCAUUUCCAAUGGAAUUCCAAAUAUGCUUGUGAAUGAAGGCGAAUAA